CUUUUUUCUGUAUAUAUAUAUAUAUAUAUCUCUCUCUAUACUUGACUCACUGUAAUUAAUUGAUCCGUAGAAGGAACGAUUGCCGGCCUCGGUCGCGGAACUGCCGAAUUCCAACAUGGAACCAUGGGACUCCGUCGGGGAACCUGAAUUCGCAAGCGAGAUGGAGAUCGUUGUGCGGUUGGGCGCCGUCCAUAACUAUGUUCUUCUGGCGGACGGCGAUAACACCGUCGAGGAUGUGCUGGUCGAGAUUCUUGGCCUCGACAGGGCAGCGCAAGCGCCAGAGCCGAGGCUUUGUUUCGAUGACUCGGAGUUGGAGAAGCAGAAAACCCUGGCCGAGUACGGAAUCAAUCUCGGCUCCGUGCUUCAGCUGAAGUGCACUCCGCGGGUGUCGGCGCAUAGUUAUGAUCCUACAGGAAUAGCCAAAACGAACUGUGCAGAAUCGACUAACUCUUCUAUGAGACCCGACAGAGAUGGUGAAAUGACAAUCUAUGUGCAGUCAGAAUAUUUUGGAAAUUACGCGCUUGAGGCGGACAGCUCUAACACCAUCCAAGAUGUUCUAGUCACCGUUCUGGUCUCCGUUCUUCCGAUUUGGCAGGCAGCAACUACGCUUUAUUGCAACGGCCAACUACUGGAGAGGGGCAAAUCUCUGGCGGACUACAGUAUCGAGGAUGGGUCCGUCCUUCACCUUAAGCGCGCAGCCCUCAAUUUCGUUCCAAGAGGUAGAGUAAAUAUGCAUCAUCCAAAGUUUAGCUGGGAUCAUCAACGUCAAAUAGUAAUUGCUAAAGAUGCUGAAUGGAAUGAAUAUAUCAAGCAAAAUCCCGACGCAAGGCCCUACCGAAGGAGAGCAAUCCCAUAUGUUGAUUUAUUGGGAAUCCUGUUUGUCAAUACAAAAGUAUAAAAAUUCAUAGUUUCCAAUGAAUGAUUGUUUCAAAAAGAGUAAUGUUGUAGUCUAUCUAUUCUCUACACAUGAGAUCUAACAUUUCGCAAUAAUCUCGUUCCUUGAUGGAGGCGAAUAUUACUGUCCUGUAUUUUUAACAUGUCAUUUCUCAUCAGUUUAAAUAUGUAUUGUAUUAACAUACGCUAUUAGCUAGCUUGUGAUGUAAGUUCAUAAUUAAUGCUCCUAUA
Molecule: messenger RNA, 1125 nt
Organism: Ananas comosus (pineapple)
Lineage: Eukaryota; Viridiplantae; Streptophyta; Magnoliopsida; Poales; Bromeliaceae
Exons: 5
Coding region: 116-898 (260 amino acids)
Molecular function (GO): protein binding
Source: RefSeq, a predicted model, not a curated record